AGCCAGCGCUCCGGCGGGCAGUGUGUGCGCUGCGCUUCAACCUGAUUUCAAUACGAGCCUCUCGUUUUUCUCUUUGUUCAAUUCUGUUUGAACUUUUACUGCACAUAACGGUGUUUCAUUAUGUGGGGAGCCGCGCUGGGUUUUUUCUGCUUUGUCGCAGCCCAGGUGACAUCACAUGAAAUUAAGGUGAAAUGUGAUGAAUAUGAUGAUUUCCCCCCAGCAAACAACAAGCUGGCCCCAUCUUUAGUGGCAGACUUCAAACUGGAGAAGGUUACAGUGGCAGGAGAAGUCAUGCUCAACAUAAGCUGGGCCAUUAACAUUGAUGCCAGUAAUAAAUACUUGGAUGGCACUCGGAUUGUAAUGAUGCAGCAAGACUACCACUGUGAAUACGACCCACCUUUUGCCAGUGCACACUUGAAUAACUUAAGUCAGAUAUGGUUUCAUUAUUUAAGAAGCACAGGCUGUGGCAAUAUUUCAGUACAAGUUGCAAAUCUCCCUUUGCCUCCAGUGGUGGAAGGCACAUUUGCUUAUAAGGUUUCAAAUAUUGAGAUCUCUUGUUCAAAACAAACAACUGUUAAACCAACAUCUCCUCGUGUAACUACAGUUAUGGUCACUACUGAACUAACUACUCCAGCCCUGGGAGUUAAACCCAUCAUCAUCACCAUCUUUACUGGAGGAGUGGCCGCCUUGAUUAUCCUGACUUUAUGCUACAUAAUCUAUAAACGUUGUAGGUCUAACACUGGCACAUUAUUGUAUUACAAAAAAACGCCUCUGGUUCCUGUUCCUGUCCUGGUCAUCUACCCUGCUGUGAAUUCAUCAUUCCAGCAAGCUGUUGUGGCAUUUGCAGAGUUCCUGCAUUGGCACGGUGGCUGCAGGGUUGCAAUCGAUAUUUGGCAGCAAGAAAAGAUUGCACAGCAGGGGCCGAUGCGCUGGCUGGCAGAGCAAGCUAAAUCUGCAGAUUGGGUCCUUAUUGUCAGCCCACAGGUAGAAACGCCUGGCCACUGUCUUCCUGACCCUACCUUGCCAGAAGCCUCCAUCCCAGCUGCAGCUCAUGACCUUUAUCCUCUGAUUCUCAACAUGGUGGCAUGCCAUGCAAAGAGUGCCAGUGAGCUGGCCAAGUUCUGGGUGGUGCAGCUGGGUGAGCAGCAGGACAAGAGUUCUUGUAUGUUGCCGCUGGAACUGAGGGUCUGCCAAAGCUUUUGUCUGAUGAAGGAUUUGACAAAACUUUGUAAGCAUCUUCAUGCACUCAAGCAGAAUGACAAGAAGAUAUUAAAUCUGUUGUGUAGACGAGGGGUUUCCUACAGCGAGAAGAACACACUGAAGUUAAGGGAAACUGUAGAAAAACUAAGAGGGCAUCAGGUAAACGUUUCCAGAGAAGUGCAGCCAUUAAAUUCUGUGGUCUCAAGAACUUAAAAUAAGGUGACUGUACUUCUUUAUGGUUUUGAAGAUGUUUCACCUCUCAUCCAAGAGGUUUCUUCAGUUCAUUGCAUUCUGUGGUCACCACAAUUUGAGUAUCUGUAAUGAAAAUGCUUUGACUGAAUAGGUGCUGACUUUAAUCCUAUUGUUUGUUGAAUGCAUUUAUUUGUUUAUUUUUAUACCUAUGACAUAGCCUUAUGUUGGGAAAUAUACCUAAAAGUAUUAUCGACACAGAAACAGAAAACUCUAUAUCCAAACAAUAAGUAAUUUAUUACAUUUAAAUAUCCAUUAAGGAGAAAGGAGUGGUGCCUACUCCUGGAUAACCUGUAUGUUUUCUUAAUCUAGUUUUUCAAACAAAAAUUAAAAGCUGAUCACUGGUUUUGAUCUGUUUUCUUCCAAGAUGAUCCUGGGCUCAAACCCAACCUUGUCAGAUGGGGCUGUUUUUUGUGUGUUCAGCACACCCUGUACACAGCAGCCCCUAAAUUGUUUGCAGAUGUGACGGCAUUUUUGUCUGUUUACGUAUUCUACCCUGUGAUAGGCAAUUCUCCAUAUGUAUUUUACUAAGCAGUUAGUUUAUCACAGUGGUGUGUCUAAUGGGCCUCCAUACAGUGCAGUGGCAAUGACCAAAAAUUUUAAUGACAGUAGGAGAGACUCUGACCUCUCUAACAGGGCCCCACCUGAUACUACUGCAGUUGCCAGUGGACCUAAUGAGCAAAAAUGAAGAAGAGCUAUCCUUCUGGGAGUGGAGAAAGAAAGAAGACAAAAAGAAGUAGCGGUGAUGGUGGUACAGACUAGCAAUGUAACAUAUUUCCUUGUAAGCAAAGCAACAACAAACUAGUUAUGUCAUUAUUCAAAUGCAAAUGAUUACAGGCUACUUUAAGACUGUACCUAAGGAGUAUUAUAGCCCAUCCCCACAUGCUACUUUAUUGAUUGUUUGUUUUGGUGCCACUGUGGGUGCCUGACUGGCAACCAUUAUUUAAACUAAAAAUGUAAACUAACUGAAGCAGGUAUACUCUUAUGUUGUUGUUGUUGGUUGUGGUGGGGUACUCAAGUGAUUUUUCUUUUUUAUAUAAUCAAGUUAUUCAAGUUACUUUAUCAUUGCAGCCCUACUGUUAGUUAUC
This is a messenger RNA of Archocentrus centrarchus (flier cichlid), 2537 nucleotides long. It is a transcript of the gene il17rb, whose product is annotated as interleukin 17 receptor B. The transcript is spliced from 10 exons. The coding region runs from base 121 to 1413 and encodes 430 amino acids. The record is from RefSeq and is a predicted model, not a curated record. Gene Ontology annotation, molecular function: interleukin-17 receptor activity. NCBI's taxonomy places the organism in Eukaryota, Metazoa, Chordata, Actinopteri, Cichliformes, Cichlidae.